Ilex paraguariensis (yerba mate) is the source of this 1865-nucleotide messenger RNA. NCBI's taxonomy places the organism in Eukaryota, Viridiplantae, Streptophyta, Magnoliopsida, Aquifoliales, Aquifoliaceae. The record is from the annotation of a GenBank genome assembly.
CUCUCUGUCUUUUAGAUACACAGACUAACAUGGACGAUGAGUUGACUCAUAAUGGAGCCGCAACAAAGUCUUCGCCGUCAGCUUCUCGGUUGCACACGGCGGAGGAAGGGGAAGCUUCGGGGGAAUGCGGGAUGCUGAAAAUGGAGCUGGAUGCGGCGGAAGCGUUGGCGGGUCUAGCGCACUACUCGGCGGCGGGAGGCAGCGGCAAUACUGUCACCGAAUCAGUGAGUCAGCGAGUCAAGAACGCAGUUGACACAGGGACGACUAACCGGGAAGACUCGGUUGCAAGGUCUUCGGUUCUCGAUGAGGAUCGAGCAUUAGUGUUUCAGCAGCAGUUCGAAAAGAGAUGCAAUGUGAUGAUAAAACCAGUGGAGGUUAAGCAGGAAGAUGAAUUAGCUAAACAGUGUCUUGUAUGCACCAAAAGUUAUGAUUCAUCUGGCUGCAACAAGUCUAGGCAGAAUUUAGCUGAGGCUGAAAAUGAAGCACGGAGGAUUCGUCGGGUAUUGGCAAACAGAGAGUCAGCAAGGCAGACUAUUCGCCGUAGGCAGGUUCUUUACGAGGAGUUCACCAGAAAAGUUGCUGAUCUAGCACUUGAGAAUGAAAAUUUGAAGAGGCAUCUCAAUUCUGGGAAUUCAUUCUCUCUUGUUGACAUUGAGAAGGAAAUGGAGUUGGCUGUGAAAGAAUAUGACACUCUGAAGAGCACAAAUGAAUACUUGAAAGCACAGAUAGCUGAGGUAAUGAAGGCUGAAACAGAUGAGAAUCAAGAAGAAUCAAAGGCGCAAAAUGUUGAUCAUUCUAGGUUUCUAUCCACUAAUAGUCCAUUUAUCAUUUAUAACCAAUCCCCUCACACACCAUUUCUGUGGCGUCCUUUCAUACAUUCUUCAAAUUAUCUCCAAUUUCAGUGCGGGCUUCAGAAUGUCACUGGCACUCCACCACAAGUCCCCAUGCCAGCUUAUGGCGAAGUUGAUUCACUUCAUGAACAAGAAAAUUCCAUGAUGGUGAAUAGCCUGGGAACUCCCCCAUAUAUAUUUCCAUGUCUGGGUUUUUCCCCUGUACCCAGCAACACUAGUGGAUUCCACUAUCAGCCAUUCGAUAUAAACAAUCAACUAAAUGAAACUCGUCUGAAUAACCUGUGUUGGCCUAGUUCAUCUUCAAAAGCUACAGCACAUGUAGAGAACCACAACUCACCAUUACCUAGAUUGGCUGUGAAAGAAUAUGACACUCUGAAGAGCACAAAUGAAUACUUGAAAGCACAGAUAGCUGAGGUAAUGAAGGCUGAAACAGAUGAGAAUCAAGAAGAAUCAAAGGCGCAAAAUGUUGAUCAUUCUAGCAACACUAGUGGAUUCCACUAUCAGCCAUUCGAUAUAAACAAUCAACUAAAUGAAACUCGUCUGAAUAACCUGUGUUGGCCUAGUUCAUCUUCAAAAGCUACAGCACAUGUAGAGAACCACAACUCACCAUUACCUAGAGUAGUUAAAACAGAAGCUUCUAAACCUACAGAGUCCAUACCUUCGAACAAUCUUCGUGAGAGCACAUUUUGUUUCCCACCGGAUGGCGGUGGUCAGCAAAUUGGGCCUUGCAGUAAAAAGAUGGUUCUUGUGCCCGGACCAUUGACUUGUGUCAGGCCUGUGGUCCAUGUCGAAGCUGAGACUAGUGCACAACCUGAUUACAUAUCUACCGUUACAGCUGUUUCUGCAACGGUUAGUCAGAUGGUAAAUGCAUUGCCAGAAAACAAUCAGGAGCCAACAGUCUGCUCAAGUGAGAAGCUAGUAGAUGCAGCUGCAGCUGCGGAGGCCAGGAAGAGGAGGAAAAAGAUCACAAAGCUAAAGAACCUCCAUUGCCGACAAUUUCGGAGGCAUUUUUGA